This is a messenger RNA of Asterias rubens (European starfish), 1713 nucleotides long. RefSeq names its product protein maelstrom homolog. Bases 154 to 1686 code for a protein of 510 amino acids. NCBI's taxonomy places the organism in Eukaryota, Metazoa, Echinodermata, Asteroidea, Forcipulatida, Asteriidae. Gene Ontology annotation, cellular component: P granule; nucleus. The transcript is spliced from 13 exons. Gene Ontology annotation, biological process: piRNA processing; negative regulation of DNA-templated transcription; regulation of miRNA-mediated gene silencing. Gene Ontology annotation, molecular function: sequence-specific DNA binding. The record is from RefSeq and is a predicted model, not a curated record.
CGAUCACUAUAGGAAGUCGAAGUCUGUGUGUCGUGCAUGUCAAUGUCAUGUGUGUGAGUGUGCGAAGUGCAACAAGUUGUCAAUUUCCCCUCUUUUCACAUCAAAUUAGAAAGUGCUGUACUGCCUGUGGAGUGUUAUUUCCUCGAUAGAAAGAUGCCACCGAAGAAGAAGAACAACAAGAAGAAGCAGUGCAAUGGUUUUUAUAUGUACAUGAUGGAUAAGAAACGUGGUUUUGAGAUAGAAUGUGGCAAAGAUCUGACGAUGCCAGAAAUGGUUUCAUUGGCUCAUCCAGGAUGGAAGUACUUAUCCGAUGAAGAAAGGUUGAAGUACAAUGUUAGAGCCAAGUCUUACAGUCAGCAGGAAAAAAGACAUAACCUUCAGGCUGGAGCAGGCAAGAUGGAUUGCACAGGUCAACUCAUCAAUGAAAGAGUGGAUUUUCUGGCUCUGAACGACAGACGUCGCUCUGAUGAACGAAGAAAGUUAAUUGAGAAAUGGCCUGUUGAGAACGCUGUGUGUAUGGAGAAGUUUCACUUGAUAUCGUUUGAGACGCUCUGUGAGUUACCAGACGAGCAAGGUUAUCUACCGUGCGAGAUCUCCUGUGUAUCGUACAGCUUGUAUGCAGGCAUUAUAGAUGUGUAUCACCAGUAUGUGGAUCCUGGCAGAUUGCCUAUAGGUUACAGAUACCUCUGCCAAUCUAAAAGUGAUGAGACGAAUAAGAUUCCAGUUUCUAACUUUGAGUUGGCGACGGCCAACUACCGUCAAAUAUGGAUCGAACUGUGUGACUUUCUGAAUCCUCAGCAACACAGUGUUUUCCCUCCUGUCUUUUGUCAGUUCCAGAGGCGAAAUGAAGUGGAAGGAUGCUUGAGGUGGCUCUCAGAUCAUGCUGGUGUACCUAACCGACUCAGCAAGGUAUAUGAAGUAGAAGUCUUACUAUGUGAGUUGUUUGUUCAUAUGAGUGCAACUCCUCCGUCCCACUCAGCAGCCACAGAUUUGUUGACUACUACUGCGUUUGACUAUGAUGCUGGCACAAGGUGCAAAUAUCAUGAAGAUAAUGAGGUACCAAUGGAUUACUGUGCCUUGGGAAAAACCAAGAAGAACUGUUUCUGUAUAAGUGACGCUUUAGCAUCGUUAUACAACAUUGAGCUGACAUCUAGCCAUCUCCCUGAGAGGCAAGAUGAUAGUUCUUGUCUCGUUAUCCCUCCGUCGGUUUACAAUUCUCAAUAUUCUAGCAUCAAACCACAAACGCAACAUCCUAAGAAUGCCAUCGUUGGUGGAAGAGGAAUGGAUGUAGAUGUGAGAAGGAAGGAGGUCAACGGCAUGGACCAUCAGCCCACUAGGAAGGUGGUUCAGAAUCCUGAAGUGAAGGAGGAGCCGUUAAGAAGACCCACAUCUGUCAGUGUUACCAGUAUUCUAGCUGCUAAGCAAAUUCAACCAAUGAAAGACAGAGAGAUGGGAACUGAAAUGGCACCGAGCACAGAUUUACCUUCAAAGUUUGCUCUUCCGGCAUCUGCACCUUCACCCUCUGUUCUACCUCUCCCUGGUGCCUCCUGGCAAGGACCUCCGAAGGUUUCUCACGGAGAGGAAUUGGCUGAUCAGCUGAAUGCCAAAUGUAACAUGAACCCUAUGGUUGGCAUUGGACUUGGACGUGGACUCGGCCGUGGUUUUAUAAGAAACACCAAUCAGUGACAAGAAAAGAACUAUCCAUCCCCCCAC